AUGCAAAUCGAAUAUUCGAGCUAUCCGAUAAGACAGAUCAACUCUUCUGACCACCACGGGAAAAAGGAUGUUUUUCAUAACAUCAUCUUAGUGGCGUCAGACCCGUUCAAGGGACAUUUGCCCCUGAGUGUUUUCGAGAAAACAGAGUAUUUGGCCGCCGAGGCUUCACGGGAUUCAUGGCAAGAGUUCUACAUCACCGACCCGUUCUCGGACAACGCAAUUAUAUGUUCUUUCGGAAUUAUCCACAAACUGGGAAAUCAUAACAAUUUGAACCUCCUUAUUGGAAAUGUUCAUACGAAUCCAAAAUACCGCAAGAAAGGCUUCAUCACCUAUUUGAUAUCGGAAACCAUCCAAAAAUAUGAAUCUGUCGGCCAGCACCAGUUCAGCGGCGAUAAAUCUGAAAACAAAGAUGCGGAUCAGUUCAUAAAAGAGAACAUAGAUACCAGCAAAUACACAUAUUACUGGACCCUUUAUUCGGGUGUUUCUGAUUUCUAUAAAAGAUUCGGAUUCGAGGCCAUUGGAGAAAUGGACUGGUUAACCUUCGAUGAGCAAGAUACCGGGUCUCUAUCAACCAUCGAGGAGGUGAAAGAGUAUCCAGGUUCAGAAGUGAUUUUGCUUGGUGACGAGGCCAAGUCAACCAUUGGAAAAUACUUUGAGGACCCCAAAUAUGCGUCUUAUGUUAACGACACCAAAAACCCACUCCAUAGAAGCACGAAUUUCAGCGUGCCGAUGAUAGGUAAAUUCUGGAUUCGUGAUCAAGUCGUUUGUGAGUAUUACGAUCGCAGGUAUUCUUAUGUGGGACUUAGGAUUCUUCAUCACGAUAUUGACAAAGAGACAUUCGUGAUCAUUUCGGGUGCUGCAGAAUAUAAUGGCAUACUUGUUCACAAAUUGUUCACGAAUUUGUCAACUUCAGAAUCUGAAACUUUGCAUAAGGAUCUUGAGCAGAUUUUGAAAUUUUUGAAGCUUGCUUAUUCGGACUAUGAAAUGCUGAAAUUCGAUCAUAUUAAAUCGUUCAAAUUCAUGAUCACUACAGGAGAUAUUCAUGCAAAAGACGCUGAGACGAAGAAAACUAUAGUCAGCAUCCUGUUGGGACAGAACUGGAUCUUGGAUACUUCGAAUAAAAGCUUUCUACCCAUGAUGAAAGAGUUCGGACAAGAUGGUGUACGUGACGGUGUCAAAUGGAUAAACAAUGGAUUUUGGUGUUUUGGGUGA
Molecule: messenger RNA, 1212 nt
Organism: Kuraishia capsulata CBS 1993
Lineage: Eukaryota; Fungi; Ascomycota; Pichiomycetes; Pichiales; Pichiaceae
Exons: 1
Coding region: 1-1212 (403 amino acids)
Source: RefSeq, a predicted model, not a curated record